GCACACCAGUUUCUCUCGGCAUUCCUUUUCCUGACUCUGAGAUUGAAGAGAAGUUUCUGCUACGGGCCCUCGUGGACCCUGGCCUCAGCAUUUCCUAGUAACAGAACAUGCAGCCAUCGCUUCGUAGCAGGACUCCUUACUGUAAGCCAGAGACACAAGGCCAGGCAUGAUCCAUUUUAGGGAAUAGUGGAGGUUUGUUGAUCCAUUUAGGGAAUAGUGGGCCGUAGUUAUAGGUCACUUGCAUGGAUUCGAGCUCCUCUCCUGUACCCCUGGCCUGGGUCAGCCUCAGAGCUGGUGUGAAGCCCCUGUGGCAUGGAGUGGGCACAUGUGUGGGAUGGCUCUGAGGCAUGGGCCCUCUGUCCCAGGACACCCUGGAGAAGUGUGGCAAGUGUGGCGAGGUGGUCCGAGAACACAUCAUCAGGGCCCUGGGCCGGGCCUUCCACCCAACCUGCUUCACGUGUGUGAGCUGUGCCCGGUGCAUCGGGGAUGAGAACUUUGCCCUGGACAGCCAGAACGAGGUGUACUGCCUGGACGACUUCUAUCGGAAAUUCGCCCCUGUGUGCAGCAUCUGUGAGAAUCCCAUCAUCCCCCGAGACGGGAAGGAUGCCUUCAAAAUCGAGUGCAUGGGAAGAAACUUCCAUGAAAAUUGCUACAGGUGCGAGGUGAGUAGAGCGGUGAUUUAAUGAUGCUGCGGGUUCUGUUCGCCACUGCCCGGGCCCUGGGCUGGGACAGGUCAGGGUCGGGCUCGG
This is a messenger RNA of Myotis brandtii (Brandt's bat), 749 nucleotides long. Its product is annotated as filamin-binding LIM protein 1-like. The record is from RefSeq and is a predicted model, not a curated record. Lineage: Eukaryota; Metazoa; Chordata; Mammalia; Chiroptera; Vespertilionidae. Gene Ontology annotation, biological process: cell-cell adhesion. Gene Ontology annotation, cellular component: stress fiber; focal adhesion. The transcript is spliced from 2 exons. The coding region runs from base 348 to 683 and encodes 111 amino acids. Gene Ontology annotation, molecular function: filamin binding.